Molecule: messenger RNA, 3542 nt
Organism: Chiroxiphia lanceolata (lance-tailed manakin)
Lineage: Eukaryota; Metazoa; Chordata; Aves; Passeriformes; Pipridae
Gene: PATL1
Product: PAT1 homolog 1, processing body mRNA decay factor
Exons: 18
Coding region: 34-2385 (783 amino acids)
Biological process (GO): deadenylation-dependent decapping of nuclear-transcribed mRNA; P-body assembly
Cellular component (GO): P-body
Molecular function (GO): RNA binding
Source: RefSeq, a predicted model, not a curated record
CGGGGCCUGCGGGCGGGGGGCGCCGGCGCCGCCAUGUUCCGGUACCCGUCCCUGGAGGACUGCCCGCUGGACGAGGACGAGGACGCCUUCCAGGCCCUGGGGGAGGAGGAUGAGGACAUCGAUCAGUUCAACGACGACACCUUUGGGGCCGGGGCUGUCGAUGACGACUGGCAGGAGGCCCACGAGCGGCUGGCGGAGCUGGAGGACAAGGGUGUGCCGAGCCGGGACGCGGACGGUCCGGCCGGGAAUGACGGGGACGUGCUGGGCGACCCCGAGGACGCGCUGGCCGAGCGGCUCACGCGCCUCGUCAUCGAGGGCGACCUGGAGGACCCGGCCAUCAUGCAGGCCGUGCACACCAGGGGGCCCACCCAGCAGCCCGGAGCGCUGAAUUCCAGCAUCUGGGACAGCUCGGCCGUGCUGCGGCGCAUCCGGGGGCCGCUCCUCACUCAGGAGAUGCCGUCGGUGUCCGUGCUGGAUUACGCUCUGCCCCAGCGGCCUCCGCAGGCUCGGGAGGAGGAGCGGGACCCCUCGGAGCGGGCGCUGCCCCGGCGCUCCUCGUCCCCCAUCAUCGGGAGCCCCCCGGUGCGGGCCGUCCCCAUCGGCACCCCCCCGAAACAGGCCGCCAUCCCCAACUUCAACCAGCAGAUUCUGUGUCCCAAGCCUGUCCACAUCCGAGCUACCAUGCAGCAGCGCUAUCCCGCUCCCUACGGAGAGAGGAUGUCCCCCAACCAGCUCUGCAACGUUCCGAACUCCUCCCUCCUGGGUCACCCGUUCCCCCACAGCGUCUCUCCCGUCCUCACCCACCUGCAGAGGGCCCAGCUGCUCGGAGGAGCCCAGGCCGGCCGAAUGUCCCCCAGCCAGUUUGCCCGGGUGUCCGGCCUGGUCGGGAGCCCCCUUCCCUCCGUGAAUCCCAAGCUUCUCCAGGGCAGAGUCGGGCAGAUGAUGCCUCCGGCCGGAGGGUUCCGUGCCUUUUUCGGGGCUCCCCCCGCUCCGCCCCCCUCGCAGCUCCCGCACCCUCCGGGCCCCGGAUCCCACCUGAGGUCGGUGCCGUCCCUUUCCCGGCCGCUUCCCGGCUCCCGGUGCCCAUCCCUGACUCUUCCUGCUCUUCCCAGGCCGCAGAUGUUCCGGCCGGACACGACCCACCUGCACCCGCAGCACCGGCGGCUCCUGCACCAGCGGCAGCAGCAGAGCCGGAACCAGCACCGGAGCCUCAACGGCUCCGGAGGGGACCGAGGGGGCCACCGGAGCAGCCAUCAGGAGCAGAUCCGUAAGGAUCCCUAUGCCAACCUCAUGCUGCAGCGGGAAAAGGACUGGGUGUCCAAGAUCCAGAUGAUGCAGCUGCAGAGCACUGAUCCCUACCUGGAUGACUAUUACUACCAGAAUUACUUUCAGAAGCUGGAGAAGUUGGCAGCGGCCGAGGAGGUGCACGGGGAUGGUCCCAAGAAGGAACGCACCAAACUCAUCACCCCUCAGGUGGCCAAGCUGGAACACACCUACAAACCAGUGCAGUUCGAGGGCUCGCUGGGAAAACUCACCGUGUCCAGCGUCAACAACCCCCGGAAGAUGAUCGACGCCGUGGUGACGUCCCGCAGCGAGGAUGACGAGACGAAGGAAAAGCAGGUGCGGGAUAAGCGCCGACAGACCCUCGUCACGAUCGAGAAGACGUACAGCCUCCUCCUGGACGUGGAGGACUACGAACGCCGGUACCUCCUGAGCCUGGAAGGGGAAAGGCCGGCCCUGAUGGGAGAGAGGAAGCAGAAGAUCUGCGACAUGUACGACAAUCUGAGGGGGAAAGCGCCUGGCCAGGACAGGCCGAGUGACGACCACUUCAUGCAGAUCAUGUGCAUCCGGAAAGGAAAGCGCCUCGUGGCCCGGAUUCUCCCGUUCCUGGCCCCGGAGCAAGCGGCCGACGUGCUCAUGGCCACGGCCAGGAACCUGCCCUUCCUCAUCAAGAAGGAUGCUCAGGAUGAGGUGCUUCCCUGCCUGUUGAGGCCCUUUUCCCACGUCCUCUACCACCUUCCCUUGGGAACAGUCACCAGCCUUGUGCAGCAGCUCACGAACCUACCUCAGAGCGCCGCCGCUCCCACCAACCUGCACCUCACUGCUGUGCUCCAAAACAAGUUCGGUCUGUCCCUGCUGUACUUGGUCCUGAGCCGGGGGGAGGAAUUGCAGAGCUCGGACACGAACACGGAGCUGAUCCAGGACAACCAGUGGACGGAGCUGAUGCUGAUGGCCACCCGGGAGCUCCUGCGGAUCCCUCAGGGAGCCUUGGCCAAGCCCGUGUCCAUCCCCUCCAACCUGAUCUCCCUCUUCUCUCGUUACGUCGACCAGCAGAAGCUGAACUUGCUGGAGACCAAAUUGCACUUAGUGCACGGGAUCCGGUAGAUCUCCGUGGCUCCUCGCCACCACCGGGAUGUUCCAGAGGAAGGCUGGAAGGAAGGAUGGAUAAAUGGAUGGAUGGAGGGCACACGGUUCACCCCACACCCCCCAACGCCCGGCCUGGCACGAGGGGCACAUGCUGCCCCCCCCCAAAUUCCUGGAUGAGUGGGAAAAGGGGGAUGUUUGGCUGCUCCCCUCUUUUCCCACAAAGCGCUGCCUUUCCCUGCUGCUCCUAAAUUCCCACUGAGUCCCUCUGCACCCCCAAGCUGCUGCUUCUCCCCCGAACUCUCACACUACUGAGGAUCCCGGAAAGGGGGAGCCCCUGGCUCCACAUCCUUGGGAUGCCAGGGGUUCCCCCUUCCUUCCCUGCUCCUUCUCCAGCCCUUCCCAGUCCCGCUCCCAGCCUUUCCCAAGGUGAUCACACGUCACACACCUGUUUUGCACACUUGCUGCGUCUUCCCAAAAUUCAGCUCCUUCCCUCACCCCCGGGAUCAGCCCCAGCAGCUCCAGGGGUGGUUCAGCCAGGCCUUUGUCCCCUUCCCAAUCCGGGUGGAUCCAGCUGCUCCUCGGGAAGGUGGUGGUGGUGGUUGGGGGAUAAUUUUACCUUUUUUUUUUUUUUUUUUUUUGCUUUUAAAAAGAAAAAAAAACAAACCAAGAGAUUUGCACAUGUAGGGAUUUUACACCAGGAAUUCCUCCCGGCAUUAACCAGCCCCACCCCCCCUGCUGCUCCCAGCCCUUUCCCCCUUAUUUUCCUCUGACAGAUCAAGUGGAAAGUUCAUUUAUUAUUAUUAUUAUUAUUAUUAUUAUUAUUUUAUUUUUUGCCUUUUUUUUUUUCUUUUUUUCCCUACUCUUUUUCUGCUUUUUCUUCUGCUGUUUCCUGGGUUUUUUCUGCCUUUUUUUUUUUUUGUGCUUUUCGGUUUGAUUUUUUAUUUCUCUCUUCCCUCUUUUUGUUUUGCUUUUUUUCUUCUUCUUUUUUUUUCCCUUUUUCUUCUUCUAUUUCCUCUUUUGCUUUUUUUUUUUUGUUUGUUUGUUUGUGUUUUUUCUCUUCCCCCUCCCCUCCCCACCCGCCUUCCCACUUUUUUUCGUUCUGGUUAAUGAGAAUAAAAGUUUCUAAAUUUACAUUUUUAUAGGGUAUUGUAAAUAAAGAUGACUUGUAUACUGCU